CGUUCUCCAUCCUGACGCAAUUUGCUGCUCGUCGACUGCUUAACGCCCAAGACUCGGUACCUUAGUUUAGUCUCCACCGUUCUCGUGCCUGACCACUGACGAACCCAUUUGGGUGGAUUCCCCAUAAUCCUGUUGCCUUCCGAUCAGCGCGUGGGUGCGUGCGUGCGUGCAUCCGGGAAACGGAUGUGAUGUCCUCGUCAUAAGCACGGUGGACGACCGUUGAUUACCCUAGGUUGCCAUUUCCGCCACUCUAUAUUGUCAUAUCCCCAACACCACGGAUACCCCUUCCUCCCGCGAUGGAUCCCGAGGAGGCUCCGCCGCCGCCAUACUCCGCCGUUGACCCGUUACUAGCCCAACCCCGUCGAACUCCGUCUGCAUUGGCGGAGGUGAAUCCGCUUCGUCUGCGUGGUGGAAAUCUCCCCUCGCCACCCUCUCUAUCCAGUCCUGGGGUCGGGACUGGCUCCGCCGCGACCGCACGUCAUCGGCCCGCGAACUUCUCCUCCGCGGCGGAUUACUUUGUAGAACGACCCGUCCCCACGGUGGAUGAGGAGAAGCCGGUCCUGGAGCACCAUUUAACCAUUUACCCUCGGAGUCAGGCCAAGGACUUUCCCCGUCGACCGCGAUGCUGGAAUACGCGAUCGGAUGACAUCGCCCAGCAGGACUGGGACAUGUUCCUCAGAUACCUGUUCCCGCCGCACCUUGGGCCUGCCUCCGUGUCCGGCCAGCUGCCGCGACAGUUACGGGCGGAGAUCCAGCGCGAUCGAAAGGACCGGCCGCAGGAGACGGACGAGCAGCGACGGAUGCGAAUAUCAGCGGUCGUGACGGAGUGGAACCACUACUUCUUCGAGCCGCGAGCGGCUCGUCUUGUUUAUAUCUACGUGACUGACCCUCAAUCCGGCCCGGUCUCUCCCCUCUGUCCGAAGUGCUAUCCCGCGGCCACGAGGGCAUCUCAGGAGAACCGGACGGCUCUGGUCCCGCAGGCUGGGCGCGGUCGUCCUCCUUCCAGCCCCGGGCCGUACACGAUCCCCAGACAGCUCCCCGCAUUUUCUCCGGUCGGCAAUUUUCCCCAUGCUCAUGCCUACCCGCAUCCACGGAUGCCUCCAUCGCCGUAUGCGCCAUACAGUGGCCCCGCGUUUUACGGGUACGCGAACGCCCCCGCCGCGCCCAUGCAUGGGUAUCCCUACCAGCCGCAGCGGCCACAGCCGUAUCCAUACAACUGGCCUUCUCCUCAGCAGUCGAAGGAAGACUCCAAGAAAGGCCCGCUAGGCUGGAUGACGUCGCUCGUAUCCCAGGCGCAGAAGUACGGCGAACGCAUCGGCGAGCAGGCGGCGCAAUACGGCGACCAUAUCAGCGCGCAGGCGCAGCACUACGGCCGACAGGUCGAAGAGCAGGCCAUGGCGCACGGUCGCUGGAUCGAGGAGCAAGCUGGGCUUCAGGGUCGAAAGGUGGAUAAUCCGUACCCGGGGUAUAACUACCCGCAGUCCGACUACGACGCUCGCCUCCAGGCAUACUAUGCCAGCCUCUACGGCUACCGGUAUCCUGAGCCAGGGCGCGCCACCGUAGCUCCCGCUGAACCGGCGGAAGCCAUCGCUGUCGAGACCCCUGUAGAAAGCACCCCUAGCCAGCGAGCCAUAACCGCACCACCACCAGCAUCACCACUAGAACGCCCUCGUCGCAACUCCACAGACUCCACCUCAUCAGAUACAUCCCUCUCAUCCAUCGACUCCUUCUCCACGACCUCCGACCUAAGCAGCUCCGACCUCGCAACCGUGCGCGCACAGCUCCUCUCCCUCGACGAGCACCACGGCCGCGAUCUCCACGACGCAGCCGUCGACCUCCGCCGGCAGCUCGACACCCUCCGCCAGUCCCGACAACAAACCCGACAACCUCCACCUCGCAACCACUGGCGCAGAUGGGACUCGCCCGAGCAACACCAGCGCAGCGCCGCAGACAGACGAGCAAUAAAAGAAGAGACACGAGCGACACGGAAAGCCUUCCGGGACGUACUCCGACGCGCAAGGACAGAGCAGCGCGAACGACGGAGGAUGAAGCACGCGCGACGACGUCAGGAGCGCCGUUCUCAAGCAAAAGACGAGGGAGAAGUCCCGCUCGACCAGCGGGUGCAGAACCUUGAGCUGGAUACGAACCGCGAGAGCAGGUCUACAGUGCAGUCGUUUGCAUCGUUUCCGUCGAGACGGUCCGGGGCGGAGUCGGAGGUUAGUGAUAUCAGUUCGGUGGAUACGCCUAGUUCGGGGUCUUCUCAUGUGGAGGGCAGUACGAGGUCUUCUCGUGUUGAGGGCACGGUGUCUCAUGCUGUAGGCAGUACGGAAGUCAAGGAGAGCAGCACAGAUGUCAAGUCGGGGAAUAAAGAAAACCAGCACCCGACUGAGCAGCAGCGGGACAAGAAGCAGAGGGGGUAGUUGGAGGGGUCCUGUUUUUGCUUGUUAUGGGUUAGCACAUUGCUUGUUUUAACCACUAACUCAUGGUGUUUGAGCAAUUGGCUCACGGUGUUAGAGAUUCGGAUGCAUGUAUUAGCUAGGUUUAGGGAUUGGUUUUUACUAUUUAUUAGGUUGAUUACAGCGUGUUUUGAAUGACGAAA
Molecule: messenger RNA, 2599 nt
Organism: Aspergillus campestris IBT 28561
Lineage: Eukaryota; Fungi; Ascomycota; Eurotiomycetes; Eurotiales; Aspergillaceae
Exons: 1
Coding region: 297-2420 (707 amino acids)
Source: RefSeq, a predicted model, not a curated record